AUGAAAAGUACCCUUAAUGAUGAUUUCGGAUCUUUGUUACCUGAAACUACUCCUGAUAUUAAUUCAAAUUUAGCUCAAAAGAAACCUAAUAAUACAGACUCUGACGAUUCUGAAGAAGAUGAAGAAGAUGAUAAUGGAACAAUAGGAAUUGGAAAACAAAUUUCUCUCUACACUAAAUUACCUCCACCUAAUGUACAAAUACUCCCUUUCAAUUUUCUCACAAAGAAGGCUGAAAUUGAAGGAGAACAAAAUAGUGAAAACCUUGGUGAUGAAUUAGAUAAUCUCAUCACAAAUAUUCAAACAAGAGAAGACUUUGAAAAUCUCAAAUCUAGAACCAAUGACUAUUUGGAUCGUUUGAUUAAUCUUGUUGAUAAUCUGUAUGGACAAAAUCAGAAUGAAUAUGUAGUUUACCAUUCCAGCAGAUCAAAGAAGGGUAACAAGGUCAAGAAGGAUCAAGCUAAAGAACAACCGACCACCAUUCAAUUCCUGAAAGCUUUGGAUAAGGCAAACAAUAUCAUGGAGGAAGUUGAUAGAUCUCGUAGAGAAACUCAACUCAAAAAGAAGAUUGGUAUUACUCACUAUCAAAAACUGUAA
Messenger RNA from Naegleria gruberi, 594 nucleotides. RefSeq lists its product as uncharacterized. The record is from RefSeq and is a predicted model, not a curated record. The coding region runs from base 1 to 594 and encodes 197 amino acids. NCBI's taxonomy places the organism in Eukaryota, Heterolobosea, Eutetramitea, Acrasida, Naegleriidae. The transcript has a single exon.